GAAAAUAAAAUUUUGGUUCUUCAGCUGUGAACCGUAACUAAAGAUUGUCUUCGUAAUUCGCAGUUUCAAUACAUUUUAAUAUAUAGUAAUUUUUGUACAUUGAACGCUUGGUUUGUAGCAGUGAACUAUAUAAUAAGUCACACCGGCAAUGGACGAGUCUGAUAAAUCGCAACAGAACAUGAUAUCAAACCUUCCCCUAUUGUUUGCAAAUGGAUAUCCAACUUCUCUGGAAAAAAUUACUGAAUCUCAACUAGAAAACUUUAUACCGUUUAUGGUACAAUGCUCUUUGGGACAUAUAAAUUUACCAAAAAAAAUAGACUGCAGCGAGCCUGAGUGGUGGCCAGAAAAUGCUUCAUUUGGCAUUCCGUUAAAGAGACCAAAACAUUUUGUUGGGAAUUGGAUGGAAAAAAUGAAGGAGAUUGUAGUUAUUUGUUAUCAAUUUCACAAAAGCCUAUUUUUAUUACGAUUCUGUAAUGACUUAGCCGCAUAUGAGCACGCAAGCUUGAGGUUUAUCAACAACUACAAUUCUACUACAUCUCUUUACGAUAGACGAAAUAACAAAUUGUUGGUGACAUUUCGAAACGAAAACAUGUCAUAUGAUCGACAACAUAAAAAUAGAAAAUGUUUGCUGCUGCACAAAAAUAAGACCGAUAUACAAGGUGAAGAUUCACAAUAUAUGAUGGUCGAACCACCUCCGUUCGAUAUUUAUCUUUGCGAUAAUUGCGAUGCCGAAUUAUAUUCCACGGAAGCAAUCUUGGAACAUGAAAAAAUAUGUAAUAUGGAGGAUGAUGUGAUUUUAUGCGACUCUCCGGAACCAGACAGCAAAAUCGAUACUAAAAAUGAAAACAUUGAAUUAAGGAAUGCGUUCCUUCUUAAUUUUUGUCUUCAAUCUAAAGCAACAAAUUAUAAUAACUCAAAAAAAACACAGGGAACCAACUUAUAUAGUGAAGAACUAGUUAUGAUGACUUCAAACAGAAAUAGACGCAUUUCAGCACGGAGAAAUCGAGCUGUGCCUUCACUUAACAGAUGUUCAUUUAUCCCAAUAUCAUCUCCAGCUGGACAGAAAUUACUGUCGUCAAUAAAACAGACAAUAUCUAUGGAAUAUGUAUUCGAAAGACAAGAGCGCUUAGAUAGAUUUUGCUACACACCCUUGUUAUUAAAAUCAAGUUGCAAGCAUAAACUUUUUGAAAAAAAAAAUUGUACAAAUAACAUACAUAUUACAUUCAAAAAAUUGCAAGAUUUUAGCUCACACAUAUAUGCUUUUCCACGUCGACAGUUUUUGCAACGAAGGGACAUUACGCAAAACUUUUUGUUUCUCAAUUCUCCUUUGAUUAAAAAAUGCCGUCCAAUUUCGGUCAGAUUGAAAAAACUGACUGACAACAUCGGAGAUCAAUUUCCUAUUACCAACACUAAACUUAAUAUUAGGUUAACACGCGAUACUUCACUUAACUCCCAAUGGAGAAUUUCCCCUUCAACCGAGGUGGUUGUCGACACAAUAGAUUUGUGUUCGUCCGAUGAUGACGAUCCGUCAAUUGAUAAGUCAAAAUUUAUAAAUAGAGAUACGUUAACUAUAAUGUCAUUAUCGCAUAAUAAGGAAGUUGCUGCCAGGCAAAAUAAUCAUAUAGGAGAAACUGAAUGGACUUCCCCAGCCGGUUAUUCACAAUCAACAGACGAUAACUCACUUAAGCCAUUAAAGCAAUCUGUCUACAUUUUUUCCAACUAUAAGACUAACUCAGUACUGAACACAUUUAGUCUUGAAUCAAAAACAAAUAGCUCAGAAAAAGCGCUAAGUCCAGCAAAUAAUUGUUCACAUUCAUAUAAUCAAGAAAAUUGUAAUUUGUCAAAAAGGAUAGUGACUGUUUCUGACUGGUGUGCAGCCAGUUCAGAAAAGUCAGGUAUUACUCAAACUGACACCAUUGAUUUUGAAAAUCUUUCAACUGUGCAACCCUUUAACUCGUCUGGUAGAGUAAUUUCCAUUGAUUUAACAACGUAGGAAUAGCAUGUAAGUUUAAUUAAGUAAUAUAAUGUUAUAUCAUAUAAUAAAGUUUGUAAAUAUCUAAGUCUUUUUCAA
Messenger RNA from Drosophila montana, 2071 nucleotides. It is a transcript of the gene ova, whose product is annotated as ovaries absent. Lineage: Eukaryota; Metazoa; Arthropoda; Insecta; Diptera; Drosophilidae. The coding region runs from base 149 to 1993 and encodes 614 amino acids. Gene Ontology annotation, cellular component: nucleus. The transcript has 5 exons. The record is from RefSeq and is a predicted model, not a curated record. Gene Ontology annotation, biological process: regulation of transcription by RNA polymerase II. Gene Ontology annotation, molecular function: DNA-binding transcription factor activity, RNA polymerase II-specific; RNA polymerase II cis-regulatory region sequence-specific DNA binding.